Messenger RNA from Quercus lobata, 795 nucleotides. Its product is annotated as transcription factor-like protein. The transcript has a single exon. The record is from RefSeq and is a predicted model, not a curated record. Gene Ontology annotation, biological process: DNA-templated transcription. Lineage: Eukaryota; Viridiplantae; Streptophyta; Magnoliopsida; Fagales; Fagaceae. Bases 4 to 750 code for a protein of 248 amino acids. Gene Ontology annotation, molecular function: sequence-specific DNA binding.
GAAAUGAAAACACAAGUUGAAGAAAGGUUCUCUGAGUUCUAUGAGAAGUGGAUAUACCAACUUGAGGAACAUGUCCAACAACUCAUAAGGGUGUCUAAAGCGAAGCUCAGUGAACCAGAGGAUUCAGAGCUACAAGCUUUGGUGUCAAGGGUUACAAGCCAUUAUAAGGAGUACUAUACUGUGAAAUGGGCUGGUGCUCAUGAAGAUGUGCUUGCUUUCUUCUGUCCAGUAUGGUUGAGUCCUUUAGAGAACGCUUAUUUAUGGGUGACGGGUUGGAAGCCAUCUAUGGCUUUUCAAGUCAUUGACUCUUUGAAAAAGUCUGUGGUGCCUUGUGCUAGUAUGGUGGACAUGUCUGAGACACAGGUGAAGAAGAUUGAGGAGCUGAGGUUGAAAAUAAGGUUGGAGGAAGUGAAAGUGGAGAGGGAAAUGGAGAGGUUGCAGGUGGCUAUGGCGGACCGGAAAAUGGUCGAGUUGGCCCGGCUGGCGAGCCGGGUCGAGAACGGUGAUGUGGUGGGUCAGGUGGAUGGGUUGGUGGAGGUGGCAUUGAAGGGAUUACUGGGUGGAUUGGAGAAGGUGAUGAAAGCUGCAGAUUGUGUGAGGCUGAAGACUUUGAAGGGUGUGUUGGAAGUGCUGAGGCCAUUGCAGUGUGUGGACUUCUUGGCUGCAAUUUGUAUGCUUCAGAUUCGGCGCAGGCAAUGGGGGAAGAUAAGAGAUAGCCAGAAAGAGAAUACAAGUGCUGAGAUCGUCUAAAGUUCUUAGUAACAAACUCAGAAUGGAAGAAUAUAUCUCUUAAGA